AUGCAACACUUUUCGAACGUGGAUACCUACGAAAGGCAAUCCCUAGACGUGUCACAUGGGUAUGAUCAAGUGCCUCAAAGAGCUUCACCAAACUCCUAUGAUUACGGCCAUGUUCGCGGGGAGUCGCCCUAUUACGACGAAGCCUCAUCGCGUCGGCCGCCAGAUUCCUACGCAGCAGGCAGGAAGCAUGAGAGGCACCCGUAUCAACCAUACAAUCACUAUGUGGAACACGACAGUUCUGCUGGCAACGUCGGCUACGGACGCGACGAGAUGGCGCCUCCUCCCCCACCUCAUCACCCUAACAACUUGCCAGCAUACAAUCAGAGCCCGCCCCGAGGCGCGCAAGGCCAACUGUACGCUCAUCAUGUUGCCCAAAGCAACAUCACACCAGGGGCGGACAACUUGAGUGACUUUGCGGCUGGGGGGGUCACAGGUAUUGCCUACAACGUCACUGACCGAAAUGCCAGGGAGAGCGGCGUAGAUGGGAUGGGAGCAACAGGCCAGCUGCCUCCACCGCCAUCAAGAGCUCCCAACUCUACUUCUUCCAACAUUGGGUAUCGUAACUCACAGCCCGGUGGUCACGCGCUGGAGACUAUUUACAAGCACGCCCCAGGACAGCAUCAACUACCAGACGAAAAUUCUGGGUCCAGCACCAAUCCGUUUGGCACCCCCUCCGCCAAUCAGUCGCCAGCAAGAAGCAUGCGAAGCUUUGGUGCCGAUUCUUAUGUGGAUGACCCUUACCAAGGAAUGAAUGCCUCACAUAGAUAUCACGAAUCCAGCCUCGGGAUGUUCAAUCCCAACGAAAUUGCUGACGACGGUGACGAUGGCUUGCGAUACGGACGAACUAGCCAGCGGAAUUCAAUGCUAAGUCUACCUCAAUCAGAAAGAAAAAAGUCCGUUGUCGGCGCUGCCGCUGCGGCAGCAGGUGGCCCUGGGACAGUGGGUGCUUGGAGCCGCGGUGGUCAAAAUCGCAAUGAAUCCGAGUUUGCGCACGAGACGGCUGCAAACUUUGAAGGAGACGACGGGGAGAAGAAGGGUCGUGGCAAGAAGUGGAAGUGGCUCGUCAUCAUAGUCGUUUUUCUGAUAGUUGCUGCCGCCAUUAUUGGAGGCGUCGUCGGCAGCAUGAUUGCAGGGGCCAAGAAGUCUGACGGUAAUGGCAACGGCCAGUCAGCCGAGGACGACACGAAGCAAAAUGGCGACAUCGACAUCAACAGCAGCGAGAUCAAGGCGCUCUUGAACAACAAGGACUUGCACAGGGUAUUUCCAGGAAUGGACUACACGCCCCUCAACACACAGUAUCCCGACUGCUUGCACAACCCGCCGUCGCAGAACAACGUUACUCGCGAUGUCGCGGUGCUCAGCCAGCUGACCAACAAGAUUCGCCUGUACGGCACCGACUGCAACCAGACACAGAUGGUCAUUCACGCCAUCAAUAAUCUGAAGAUGACCAAGGACAUGAAAAUCUGGCUUGGCGUGUGGCUGGACGGCAACGCCACGACCAACGCACGGCAACUAGCACAAAUGUGGGACAUUGUCGACCGGUACGGCGCGGAUCCCUUUGAAGGCGUGAUUGUCGCCAACGAAGUCCUUUUCCGCAAAGAAAUGACGGUUACCCAGCUGGGCACAAUCCUGGACGACUUGCGAGCCAACUUUUCCGGCAAAGGGAUCAAAUUACCGGUGGCAUCAUCAGACCUGGGCAACGACUGGACAGCUGGGCUGGCGGCCAAGAGCGAUUACAUCAUGGCCAACAUUCACCCCUUUUUCGCCGGCGUGGCGCCUGAGAGGGCCGCAGCAUGGACGCUCAAUUUCUGGGAGGUCAAUAACAAGCCGUUCUGGAAGUCUGACCAGUCGAGAAACAUCAUCUCGGAAACAGGGUGGCCGAGCGACGGCGGAAAGGAUUGCGGUGGGUCGCCAGUCUGUGACUCGUCUACCCCUGGCGCCGUAGCCAGCAUCGACGGCAUGAAUCGCUUCAUGAGUGACUGGGUCUGCCAAGCGUUGGCAAACGGCACGCAGUAUUUCUGGUUCGAGGCGUUUGAUGAGCCAUGGAAGAUUCGUUAUAACGAGAAGAACAAGGAAUGGGAAGACAAAUGGGGAUUGAUGGACGUCAACCGCAAGCUCAAGCCGGGUGUCAAGAUUCCGGAUUGCAACGGAAAGACGGUCUGA
Ustilaginoidea virens is the source of this 2163-nucleotide messenger RNA. RefSeq lists its product as uncharacterized. NCBI's taxonomy places the organism in Eukaryota, Fungi, Ascomycota, Sordariomycetes, Hypocreales, Clavicipitaceae. The coding region runs from base 1 to 2163 and encodes 720 amino acids. The record is from RefSeq and is a predicted model, not a curated record. The transcript is spliced from 2 exons. Gene Ontology annotation, biological process: carbohydrate metabolic process; cell wall organization. Gene Ontology annotation, molecular function: glucan endo-1,3-beta-D-glucosidase activity; 1,3-beta-glucanosyltransferase activity. Gene Ontology annotation, cellular component: extracellular region; fungal-type cell wall; cell surface.